Messenger RNA from Harmonia axyridis, 2128 nucleotides. It is a transcript of the gene dare, whose product is annotated as NADPH:adrenodoxin oxidoreductase, mitochondrial. The record is from RefSeq and is a predicted model, not a curated record. The transcript is spliced from 4 exons. Gene Ontology annotation, biological process: ubiquinone biosynthetic process. Lineage: Eukaryota; Metazoa; Arthropoda; Insecta; Coleoptera; Coccinellidae. The coding region runs from base 143 to 1489 and encodes 448 amino acids. Gene Ontology annotation, cellular component: mitochondrion.
AUGGAAUUUUCUCUAGAGGAGGUAGUUCAUAAUUCAUAAGUACAGUUUUUAGAAUUCACUUUGACAAAUAAGUUAACUAUUCCAACCUAACAUAUAUGUGUCAGUUUGAAUGUAACUGUUUUUUGUUUUUCCAACAAGACAAAUGAAUCCUUUUCCCAAAAUAUCAGUAGUCGGAUCUGGCCCUGCUGGAUUUUAUGCUGCACAAUUACUGUUAAAGAAACUCAAGAAAUGUGAAAUUGAUAUUUACGAGAGAUUACCUGUUCCAUUUGGUCUAGUAAGAUUUGGCGUUGCCCCAGAUCACCCUGAAGUGAAAAACGUUGAGAAUACAUUCACAAAAAUUGCUGAACAUCCUAGUGUACGGUUUUUGGGAAAUGUUUCCCUUGGUCAAAAUAUUAGCAUCGGAGACCUGAAAAAGGCCUACCAUAUUGUCAUCUUGGCCUAUGGUGCAGAGAAGAGCCGAAAUCUCGGAAUACCCGGAGAAAACUUCCAUAAUAUUUUAUCCGCACGAAGAAUUGUAGGCUGGUAUAAUGGUGUUCCUUGGGAUAAAAAUAUUCCUAUUGAUCUUAAUACCAGUGAGGCAGUUAUUUUUGGUCAAGGAAAUGUAGCUAUUGAUGUUGCCAGAAUAUUACUAACACCAGUAGAUGAACUUAAGAAAACAGAUAUCACACAACAUUCAUUGGAGGCUUUAUCUGAGUCUAAAAUUAAAACUGUCCAUCUGAUUGGAAGAAGAGGACCUCUACAAGCUGCUUUCACAAUCAAAGAGUUACGAGAAAUGAUUAGAUUGGAGAAUUGCAGAACAGAAUGGAAACUCGAUGAUUUUAAAGGGGUUGCAGAAGUAAUUAACAGUCUUUCAAGACCUAAGAAAAGAAUAAGUGAAUUGAUGCUAAAAUCACUGACAGACGGUAGUAACGAAAUUUGUGAAAAAAAAUUUAAGCCUAUAUUUUUCAAAACGCCUUUAGAAUUUAUAGGAAAUAAUCUAAAAGUUAGUAAAGUAAGACUAGGUACCAAUAUUUUAGAAGGUGAAAAUAUAAAUAAUCAAAAAGCUAUCCUAACAGACUUACAUGAGACUAUUGAUUGUGGUUUGGGAAUAAUAAGUAUUGGAUAUAAAUCUACAUCUAUUGAUGAAAGUUUAGAAUUUGAUAACAGGUUAGGUAUUCUUAAAAAUAAUUUUGGUAAAAUUGGAAACGGUCUUUAUGCAACUGGUUGGGUAGCAACAGGUCCUAGUGGGGUUAUAUUGAAUACAAUGAACAAUAGUUUUGGUGUUGCUGAAACGAUUUUGAAAGAUAUUGAAAAUGAUUCAACAUUGAUUCAAGAAAGUAAACCAGGAUUUAACUAUAUAAACUCUAUAUUGAAUAAACAACUAAUUCAGGUGGUGUCCUGGAACGAUUGGUUGAAGAUCAAUCAAUUCGAGAUUGCUACUGGAAAAAAAAUUGGAAAACCAAGAGAGAAACUUGUAGAUAUCAAAAAAAUGUUAGAGAUAGCAUCCUGAAAUUUAUCAAACUUUUUCUCUCUCUUCAAGAAUUAAUCUCUAUAAUUGUAAAGAACUCAACAACAAAGCAGGUGGUGCUCUCAAAGCUUUGGUACAAGAAAAAAAAUUUUUUUAGCACAUCUCUUCGAAUUUCAAUUGAUUCAUCAACCUACAGAUUGAAAAUUAUUAUAUCUAUAAAUUUUUUACAUCAUAAUGGGUAUUAUUUUUGUAGAAUUCUACUUUGUGUUUUCCCUUCAAGCAAUUUCAUUUUAACUUCUUUUGUGAAAAGUCUUUCUCGAUGUAAUUGUUCUUUGACCCUCCGAGGCAUUUCAUCUACAAAAUAGUAAAUUCCACCUAUGAUCAUGAGAAUCACGUUCUGAAAUGAAAAUUUGAGCAAUGGGGAAAGAUAAGAUUCUAUCAAAUACAAAUACCUCAAAAAUUAUGACGAAUGUGAAUUUCCAUGUAUGCACCAAGAAAUAAGAGUCAGUUUUUCUGUAUUUCUUUGGAUGAUCAGGAGGGUAUCUAUAACCAUAAUAAACACAUUCUGUAAUAUUUUUGAUGGAGUUCUGUUGAGCUUUGGGUAAAUCCGAAACUGCAAAUCCUAUAGAAAAAUGGAAAUUAUAUUUAUUCAUUAUAAAUCAAAUAAAUUUAUUAUUAUUA